Molecule: messenger RNA, 376 nt
Organism: Cylicostephanus goldi
Lineage: Eukaryota; Metazoa; Nematoda; Chromadorea; Rhabditida; Strongylidae
Source: the annotation of a GenBank genome assembly
CCUAUUUCCUUUGAUUCCUCAACCCUAUGAGCAAUGGUUCAGAGUAAGCUCAUGUUUAGGCUAAAAAAUUCUGAUUUAGAUCGUUGACGACGAGGAGAAACUGAAAAUUACUCUCAAUGUCGGUAAUUACAAACCUGAUGAACUGAAAGUCGAUCUUGAUGGAAGAGUUCUGACUGUGGAAGGAAAACAAGAAAUCAAAGAUAAGGAUGGAUAUUCUCUGAGAAUGUGGGAACUCCCAGCGAACGUUAACCUAGACGCUAUUAAAUCGAGCAUGGCAAAUGAUGGUCGCUUAACAAUCGUGGCCGCGAAAAUCAGCAAGCCCAUCGGUACAGCGAAAAGAAUCCCUAUCCAGAAAGCUUUUUCUACGUCUGAUUGA